Messenger RNA from Miscanthus lutarioriparius, 270 nucleotides. NCBI's taxonomy places the organism in Eukaryota, Viridiplantae, Streptophyta, Magnoliopsida, Poales, Poaceae. The record is from the annotation of a GenBank genome assembly.
AUGUGGGCGUCGGAUAUCGGGGAGAUGCGGAUGAGGGACGUGCCGAUGGCGACGGAGUUCGGCCCAGCGCCCGUUGGUGGGGUUGCUGCCGGGAGUGGUGGCGUCGGCGCUGCAGCGGAGGCAGCGGCCGCCGAUUCUGGGUACGGGAGCGAACCUGGGUACCGUGGCGACGUGGAGCUGGGAUACGGAGAUGAGAUCGACGAAGAGGAGGAGGAUGGGAAGCAGCAGCUGUUCUGGGGCGGGGUGAUUGGAGGUGAUAAGCGUCCUUGA